Molecule: messenger RNA, 915 nt
Organism: Oncorhynchus mykiss (rainbow trout)
Lineage: Eukaryota; Metazoa; Chordata; Actinopteri; Salmoniformes; Salmonidae
Source: RefSeq, a predicted model, not a curated record
UUGUGAUUGGUUUAGGGAAUGACAUCGUCGUGGCAUUCUGAGUGUCACUGUCGUCAUGGAGGAGCAGGAAGUAGUGAGCGGGGAAAAUAAAGCUCUCCGGUCUCUAAAUGCUGAUGUCGAAACCCACGUUAAUUUUAUUAAUCAGUCGAAACAAAGCGCCCGAGCAUGGUGGUUGGAUUAUUCCGGACAUCCAGUUUCUUAUGGCGAUAUACGAACGAACGGGUUAUUACGUAUGGAUACUUUUCUGACGCAUCCAUGGGUUUUCAGAGCCUCUCGAAAUGGGGCGAAACUUUUAGCUAAUCAGCAAGAUGUCUAUAUGCCAACAGCUGCCACCGAAUAUGAAGAGGAUGGUAAACCCAAGUUUCUGAAUGUUGUCAUAGCUACCCCAGUGUACUCUCUGCAGGAGUGUUGUCUGAUGCUAAUCCGUAAUCUGGUAGAAGAGGAGGACUACGGCAGACUGGACAUCCCCGAGUCACUGAAGACUGACCUCAGACAACAGCCUGACUUACUGAAGGAGCUGGGACUCAUCAACCGUCUCAGAAUAGGAGUGUUGACCUAGGAUCAGUUGUAUCGUUUAGAUCACAAUGAAUCAGAUUAGAUGGACAGGGGGGGAUGACCUGAUCCUAGAUCAGCUCUCAUACUCUGAGAAGCUUUAUGCAUAACAGGCCACUGAAUAAUGGACUUUCUGUUGACCAAAUGUACUGCCCCCCCCCCGCUCUGAACUCGUUGGUGGCUCUAGAACAGUGGAAGUCAAUGUCAGGUUCGGGGAACUGCAGUAGGGACGCGAAUUAAGAGUACUUAUUAUUAUAAAGAGUACAUAUUAUUGUAUGGGACAAAAAAUAAAAAAAAUGUAAAUAAAGAAAAAUAUAAUUUUUAAAUGUUUAUUGAAUAAAUGUAUUUGUUUGUUUCUUUUCA